AUGCGUUUCACUUCUCUUCCCGUUCAGGCUUUGAUGCUGGCUGCAUCUGCCAUGGCUGUUGACCCUGCUGCCAUCUACAAUGGAGGCUUCAACUCCUCCUCUUCCACCGUCCAGCUCCGUAUCGGUAACGGCGGUGCCGGCCAGAGCGGUUUGAUCGGAGUCCUCGCCGACGCUUUCAUCAAAGCCAGCGUCAAGAACGGCACCUCCCCCUUCAAGGUCGCCUGGUAUACCAGCGACACCACCGAGUCCAUCAACUACCUCAAGUCCGACACCGUCGACGUCGGCAUCACCUACACCCCCGCCGCAGAGCAGAUCGCCAUCAGCGAGGGCAUCGCCAAGGCACCCGCCUGGUACGCCUGGCGCGACCACUUCCUCCUCGUCGGGCCCCACGCCAACCCGGCCAAUCUCUCCAAAAGUAGCGAUAUCAAGAAGAUGUUCUCGGAUAUCUACGCCGCCGCUGAGGGGGAAGAUACCGAGCCUCCUACGCGCUUCUUGACUCGCUAUGACAAGUCCGCUACCAACAUCAAGGACUCCCAGCUGUGGAUUGAUAUCGGACAGGUCCCAUGGGCAACCGCCUACUCCAAAUGGUACCACCAAUACAUCGCCUACCCAAUCCAAGCCCUCACCGCCGCCAUCCAGCUGGAAGAAUACACCAUCACCGACCGCGGCACUUACCUCUCCAUCUCCACCGACCUCCAAAACCAAACCACCAUCUACAAGGCCGCCACGGACGACGCUGCUGACCCCCUCCUUAACCCCGCCCACAUGCUUGUCGGCAAGAACGCGAAGAACCUCAAGACCGCGGACGCGUUCGCACAGUGGGUUAUUAGUGCUGAGGGCCAGCGUACUAUUACUGGCUUUAAGAAGAAUGGGCAGCAGUUGUACACUGGUGCGCCGGCUAAUAAGACUGCUGAGUUUUAG
Aspergillus wentii DTO 134E9 is the source of this 921-nucleotide messenger RNA. RefSeq lists its product as uncharacterized. The record is from RefSeq and is a predicted model, not a curated record. The transcript is spliced from 3 exons. NCBI's taxonomy places the organism in Eukaryota, Fungi, Ascomycota, Eurotiomycetes, Eurotiales, Aspergillaceae. The coding region runs from base 1 to 921 and encodes 306 amino acids.